UAUAUUAGAGUUACCUCCCCUAGACCACAUGUGGGGGGUUUGUUUACAAUGAAAACCCAGAAACGACAUCUCCUCAGUAAAAUCGGAGAUCAAAAUAGUUUCUUAAUGAAAUGAUCUGAUAUUUUGGCCAACAGGGGGAGAACUGUUGCGAGUUUAAACAUGAGAAUCAACGAAAAUACGUUUUUGUGUGGAAGUAAAGUUGUGUUAGUACCUUACGAAAGACAUCAUGUUCCAAAAUAUCACACCUGGAUGCAGUCAGAGGAGCUGCAGGAGUUGACGGCAUCAGAGCCCCUCAGUCUGGAAGAGGAGUAUGCCAUGCAGGAGGCGUGGCGCCAAGACCUGGACAAAUGUACAUUUAUCAUCCUGGAUGUAGAUUUGUACCAGAAGUCUGGUGAACCAACCCAGUGUGAUAGAGAAAUAGGAGCAAUGGUGGGGGAUGUGAAUCUGUUCUUCAAUGAAGGAGAGAAACAUGUCGCUGAGAUAGAGAUUAUGAUAGCAGAAUCGUCAGCACGAGGUCGUGGGCUGGGGAAGGAAGCGUUAUUGUCCAUGAUGAGAUAUGGUGUUGAAGUUCUUGGUUUGACAAAAAUAACAGCCAAAAUAGGCUACUCCAACUCACCUAGUCUUGCCAUGUUCAACAAGUUAGGUUUUAUAGAGGUAUCGCGGAGUGAUAUAUUUAAAGAAGUCACCCUGGAGUUGGUUGUUGAUGACAAAGCUAAAGGUGUGAUGCAGAGUGGCACUCCAAGCUACACACUACAGGGUAAACCAGUUCCCAGCUGAUCUGAUGUCAACCUCACUCACUCUGGGGCAGGCCCGAGUUCCAACAUGGUUCUGUUUCGGAAGCCCAUCCUUAUUGCUCCCUGCAGUGAUAUGUCAAGAAUAUUGCUAAAAGUGAUGCGGUGGAACGGACUCAUCCUGUCCGUGUGGCAUCAAGUGUGUUUUGCAACAAAUUCUGAGAUGAUCUAGAAUUUUGACUACCUGAAAUGUGGAA
Messenger RNA from Haliotis rubra (blacklip abalone), 988 nucleotides. Its product is annotated as N-acetyltransferase 9-like protein. Gene Ontology annotation, molecular function: N-acetyltransferase activity. The record is from RefSeq and is a predicted model, not a curated record. Bases 160 to 777 code for a protein of 205 amino acids. The transcript has 7 exons. NCBI's taxonomy places the organism in Eukaryota, Metazoa, Mollusca, Gastropoda, Lepetellida, Haliotidae. Gene Ontology annotation, biological process: protein acetylation.